Molecule: messenger RNA, 3517 nt
Organism: Mytilus californianus (California mussel)
Lineage: Eukaryota; Metazoa; Mollusca; Bivalvia; Mytilida; Mytilidae
Product: adenylate cyclase type 6-like
Exons: 19
Coding region: 756-3479 (907 amino acids)
Biological process (GO): cAMP biosynthetic process; intracellular signal transduction; adenylate cyclase-activating G protein-coupled receptor signaling pathway
Molecular function (GO): adenylate cyclase activity
Source: RefSeq, a predicted model, not a curated record
UUCAGACCAAUUUUGAUAUGGAUGCGCUAAUAGGAAAUUAAUGUGCUAAUAAAAGUACAUAUUGAAUGCUAUUAAAAUCAGACGCUAGCUGAUAAUUUUCCUGUUUCGAAAAAUGAACGACGAACCAUUUUUUUUUAUAAUUGUUACUAUCGUGAGUAUAGUUGUUACUUGAAUCUUUGAUAUGUGCAUUAUUGAAUUGUUAUCAGAAUUAGAAACCUUUGUAUUAAAUUUCAUUACGUUGUCUGGUUGUCAACACUGAAAGAUGGCUAAUGGUUUCAUGCACAGACUUUGAUUUGUUUUCUUUUGUAAUAGAAACAAAUUAAAGUUAAGAAUAAGAAUUUAUAGAAAGAUAACAUGACAAUAGAACAUAUGAAUCUGUUGUAAUUAGUAUUGAUCCGAGAUUAAAACGUACGUCACAAUGCUGAUUUGUCGGAAUAAAUACAUUAAAGACAUUUAUUGUUAGAUAGUCUUUGUGUUAAGCAUCAACAGUAGUGAUUUAAGUGGUAUGUUACCGGACCAUAUUCGAAGAGAAAAAAAGAUAGAUGUAUCAAAUUUGUUAUAGAAGGAUACUUUGCUAUUUCGAAUAACAAUAAACAGUGGAAACGAAUAUGACACAAUUCACCGAAUGGAUUAUACCAGGAAACACAUACCGGGUAUUUUUUCCUUAAGCAUAAUCUAUAUUUAUGUAUACAUGGAUAUGUGUAAGACCACACAAUAUUGCAUUUCUGUAAUAUAAUAGUAACAAUUAAAAAACGAUGACACAUAAUUCAGUAGAACCAAUUUCUUCCAGGAUGCAAUUUGAACCUAUGUCAUGGAAUGGGUUUAGAGAUCAUCAAACGGAAAUUCAGUAUCAUGUCUUCAAAUGGAUCGUAUACAGAAGAUUAUCUAAAUGCCUCAUUUUCGUCGGAAUUGUAUUUAACAUCGUACAGAUUUUAACAUUAAUCAUCUGGGACUCGUCAUCAAUAAAAGCUAUAACGGUGCUAUGUAUAUGUUUAUUAGUUUUAGUAGCAUUUUAUUUAACAUCAAUGAUAAGACAAAUUCAAAAUAGUUAUAGUAAAUAUAUAGUGAUUGGAGUUAUAAUACUAGAGACCACUGAAUUCUACAUCUUUGACAACAAGUACUACGAGUGCAACUAUUAUUGGCCAACAACUUUAGUAUUUCUCAUAUUUGGUUGCCUUCCUCAUCGUUUGAGGUAUCGGUUCAUCUUAGCAUUCACGAUGAUUUUGCCAAAUAUAGUUUUUACUAAGGAUACUUCACAAUACGAGGAACUAGAUGGAACAGUACUACAGAAGAUCAUCCUAUUUUUUCUACUCAUGAUACCAAUAUUUCUGUUAGGAUUUUCCAUGAACUUAUACUUAGAUACGGACAUGAGGAAGUCGUUUUCAGCUCAAAUCGUGGCAAAGAAAGAACAGGAAAUCACAGUAAACAUUUUAAUAGAGCAGGAAAAGACUCUUCUUACCAGAAUGCCACUCACAUUAGCUUCAAUAAUGCUCCAGGACAUUAAAUCAGAAGGCACCCAGGACGAAAUCGAAAAGAAUAUGUACACAUGUUGCUACAAAAAUGUUAGUAUUUCAGUGAUUCAGCUGGUGAUGUUGGAUGACUUAUUUCCAACUAAAGAAAUGUCAACAUUCACGGCCUUAAAAGAGAUAUUAGAUUGUUUAGAAGUUUUGUCAAAGAGUUGUAAACAAAGAAUGGUAGGAUCACAUUUGAAUAAAUUUGUGUUCAUAAGUGACGUGUUGGACUCCGGGUACAGACCAGCAGAAAUGUCUGUCAAUAUGAGUUUAUCUAUACUCAAUAAAGUACGGCAAUUUUCUAUGAAACAAGGAGUGGAUAUAAACGCUAGAGCUUGCAUACACAUAGGAGACAUACGGAUUGCACUUUUAGGACAGAUCCAUGCUUCGGCUGAUGCUUUUGGAGAAGAUUUGAAUAUUGCAAAACAGAUACUGGAAACCGGGGAUUAUGGUACAGUCCAGUGUUCCCAGCACAUCAAGAACUGUAUUGGAUAUCAUUUUCAACUAGAGGAAAAACAACAUGAUGGUGUGGAUGAAUUCCUUUAUAGCCGAUGUAUUAAAUGCUUUGAAGUUACUGGAACUUUAAAUGACAUAAAUAAGCUUGACAAAAAUGAAAUUCGGCAAUCUGAUAUUUAUUCUACACUAUUUUGCAGAAUGAUUCCUCCGAGAAAUAAGGCACACUAUGGAGAAAGACAACGAAGAUGGGGAGACAUCAAUAUUGGUACAUUGUCGGCUGUACCAAUCGUUUUAUUUUUUCAGUUAUGUUUGGUCAUUGCUUCACGACAAUUAUUAUUAUCUGAAGCUAUUGUAUUUUCAAUAACAAUAACAAUCCUACUACUUAUUCCAAUCUGCGUUAUUUGGAAGGCAAAACGGCAGACAGCGUUCCAAAUGUUUAAAGUGAUGACAAUGUCAGUAUCAAACAGAAUAUUUUGUCUGUUUUAUUCUGUUUUAUCAGCUGGUUUACUUUUGCUAUGUAAUGUAGUAUAUACGGUGGAUAACCUUAACGUGAACUUAGAUAAAAAUAUGUCAAACACAAACAAUGCUGAAGAGUACCUGAUGCAUUUACAGUCAAACAAUAUGGUUUUAACACUGUUAAUCAUUUCUCACAUGAUGUUCAACUACGUCGUCAAUUAUUUAUGUAUAAUAGGAUAUGUAAUAAUUAUCUGGCUCAUUACAAUGACCUCAUAUAAUUACCAUGGAUAUGAAAAUGGACAACACGCUGAGAUUAAAUCACUAAUCAACAUCACAGGAAUAGCAGCAUGUUUGAUUUAUUUUCAAAAGAUGCUUGAUAUUAUACUACAGCAGAUUAAAACUGAUACUUCACUUAUACAGACACAAAACAGAAAGGUCGUUCAUAUUGAAAGCAAAAUGAAGUCUGUAGUAAGAAAAAUUGAGCCACCAGUCAUCAUCCGCAGACACUUGGUUUCAUCUUAUGAGAAAUAUGCUAACAUUGGAAUUCUGAUAGUCAGCUAUACAUUACAGAAUUCUGACUGCAGUAUGAACAAUAUUCGCUCACUAGAUACCAUGUUAAGAUCUUUCGAUUCUUUGUUACAAAAGAAAAAGUUUGAAGGUUUAACAAAGAUAAAUGGGAGUUCGUCAGCUUACAUUGUUGUAUGUGGCAUGCCUUCAGAAAUGCAGAUGGUAACCAGACAUGAAUCAUUAAUUUUAUUUGCCAUGUCAAUGCAGGAAGAAAUAAGAAAAUGUCAAACAGAUUGUACUGACAAUCCGGCAUUUAGAAUAGGUUUGCACAUUGGUCCAGUCAUGGUUGGUAUAUGCAGCGAUUUUGUUGGUAUUUGGGGAGCUUCUGUUGAUAUAUGUAAAGCAAUUUCGUGUUCAAAGCAGAAUGUGCAUAUUAAGGUUUCUGGUGAAUUUGCAAAGUGUAUAGAUCAAAACAGAUAUCAGUUACAUAAGGGAGAAUCUGUAAUGGUUACCAAUAAAACAUAUAGAGACAUGUAUUUUCAGAAAUGAAGCUAAUUUAGAUAGAAAAUAAAUUAUUUUUAUGUUAA